AUGGAGGAUAGUGAUGUACUCACAGGGGGCUUAGUUAGCAAACUGUAUUCCUUCAGUUCUGUUCGCAGCUGCCGUUUCUUUUGAUUACGUGUUAUUUACAACGCGGGGUACUACUUCUGAAUCAAUCGAGAAGAGGUGGCACAGCCACUGAGCUUUGGGAUGGCGUCAGACGGAGUUUCCCAAAACCAUGGUUCCAAGGGUAUCAUGACUUUUUACCCCACUGCUGAGGAAUUCAAGAACUUCAGCCGCUACAUUGCGUAUAUAGAGUCCCAGGGAGCGCAUAGAGCAGGCCUGGCUAAAAUUGUCCCACCAAAGGAAUGGAAGCCGAGAGGAUCUUAUGAUGAUAUAGACGAUUUGGUGAUACCUGCACCCAUCCAGCAGGUAGUGACAGGCCAGUCGGGCCUUUUCACACAGUACAACAUACAGAAGAAGUCCAUGACCGUCCGAGAGUUCCGCAAGACUGCCAACAGUGACAAGUUCUGUAGUCCACAUUAUGAUGACUUUGAGGAGCUGGAGAGGAAGUACUGGAAGAAUGUGACAUUCAACCCUCCCAUAUAUGGAGCAGAUGUGAAUGGAACCCUGUAUGACCCUGAAGUCAAAGAGUGGAACAUUUGCCAUCUGGGCACCAUUUUGGAUACUGUUGAACGGGACAGUGGCAUCACUAUUGAGGGUGUUAAUACACCCUACUUGUAUUUUGGUAUGUGGAAGACCACCUUUGCAUGGCACACUGAGGACAUGGACCUCUACAGUAUCAACUACUUGCACUUCGGAGAGCCCAAGUCAUGGUACUGUGUUCCUCCAGAGCAUGGGAAAAGAUUGGAGCGUCUGGCUAAAGGGUUCUUUCCUGGCAGUGCCCAAAAUUGUGAGGCCUUUUUGAGGCACAAGAUGACUCUCAUCUCUCCCUCUAUCUUGAAAAAAUAUGGCAUUCCAUUUGAAAAAAUUACUCAGGAGGCUGGUGAGUUCAUGGUAACUUUCCCCUAUGCCUAUCAUGCUGGUUUCAACCACGGCUUCAACUGUGCCGAGUCCACCAACUUUGCCACAGAGAGAUGGAUUGAGUACGGCAAGCAGGCAGUUUUGUGUUCCUGCCGUAAGGACAUGGUGAAGAUUUCCAUGGACGUAUUUGUGAAGAAAUUCCAGCCGGAUCGCUACGAACAGUGGCUCACAGGGCGAGACGCGGUACCCAUCGACCACUCACGGCCCACCCCCGAGGCCAGGGAGUUCCUGGGGGACUCUUUCAAUGACAUCACCAGCAACAGUAACAGCAGCUCUGUGGAGAGCUGUGGGGAGGACGGAGAGCGGAAGAGUAGUACACAGAGGAUAGAGACCAAAAGACAUAGGGUUUGUUUGGAGGUGCCUGAGGAGGUUGUUCCCAAGGAUGAAGAUGAAGAGGACGAGGAGCAGUAUGGGAAGCGUCCCAGGCUAAGCCUUAUACCUCCACGUAUGAUGCCACAAGAUGGCAAGAAAAAUAAAGGCCCACCAAAACUGGUUGUCACGCCGACCAAGCUCACUUUAAUGGAUCCGUUUCACAGGGGUUUGACCCAAAGUAACAGCGAUGGAGGCCGUCCCCCUCAUUAUACAAAGACUCGUGCACCUGCUAUCUCUUCUCAGUCCCAGGCCAGGAAUGGGCAUCUGUCGGUUUCAGUGGCUCCAACAUGGACAGAAGCCACAGCUCAGCCUGCACGUAAAAUGGGGGUAGCCAGUCUGCUCUUCCACAGGACUUUGAGUCCAAAAGACACUCUUCAGGUGCACAGCUACACUCUGGAAAAGCAGCAGCAACCUCACACACAACUCCAGGUGCACAGCUAUGCCAGAGAGCAUCAGCCACGUCACCUCCAGCACAAAACCUAUACACCGUCUCACACACAAGUUCAGUCCUCAUCUCAGGCCCCAAGCUGUGAACGAGCAGAGCCACAGCCAGAAUCUAAAAUCAUUCUCACCAAAGCACCACGGAAUGAAUCAGAAGCACAGAGUCCUGUGGAGGAGACCCAAGAGGAGGAAAAACCCAAAGUGUCAACGUCCAUUGAAGCUCAGGCUGAAGUAGAGAAGCCUGAAGUUGAGCCCAUCAGCAAGUCUGCUUCCUUCCAGACUCAACCACAGCCUAAAGAAAUGAAUAAAUUGGAGACAGACGCCCCCAAGAAUAACAAGCGAAAGAGUAACCAAUGCCCCCUUGCGGAUAGUGGUAUUAUCAUCUUGAAAGACACCAUUCCUGUCAUGAAACCACAUCACAGUGAGAUGAAGGUGAUCGCUCUGAAUCAUCACCAGGUAACAGAAGAGCAGUCUUACUGCAAGUCAGUGGUGAAGAAGCAACAGCAGCAGGAACAGCAGCAGGAACAGCAGCAGCAGCAGGAGGAACAGCAGCAGCAGCAGGAGGAACAGCAGCAGCAGGAAGAGCUUCGUAAGCUGCCUCGCCACCACCCUCUAAUCAGAGAAGCGCACAGUGAUGAUGAUGUGCAUGUAGAAGCGGAGGUUGAACAAGAGGAGAAAGAGGAGUGGGCAAAGCCGCUAACCCAGCUGUGGCAGUGCCGACCACAUAACCCUCAGGCAGAGAGGGAGUACAACAGGCGCAUGGGUCAGCAGGCCCCUUACUGCUCCAUCUGCCUGAUCUUCCACACCUACCAUCAAUCCGAGUCCAGUAGUGGGAGUUCCAGUAUGAUGUUGGUGAACCGUCCAGGGGGCCACCAGUGGUCCAAACCACUCAUCCCAGAAAUGUGUUUCAACACCCAAACCAGCAAGACGAAUGAUAGCGGGGAAGGACAGCUGUCUAACCCUCAUGUAGCAGAGGACGGGACCAGCCGGCUCGUCAGCUGUGCUCAGUGCUGCGUCCGUGUACACGCCAGUUGCUAUGGUUUGUCUGGUGAUGAAGCAGAGCGGGACGAUUGGCUGUGCACCCGCUGUGAGGCUGAUGCCAUCACUGAGGACUGCUGCCUAUGUUCGCUGAGAGGUGGUGCUCUGCAGAGAGCCAACAAUGACAAGUGGGUUCAUGUCCUGUGUGCCAUCACCGUGCUGGAAGCUCGCUUUGUCAACAUCACUGAGCGGAGCCCUAUCGAUCUCUCUGCCAUACCACUGCCACGGUUCAAACUGAAGUGUGUGUACUGCAGGAAACGGAUGAAGAGGGAAGUGACGGGCUGCUGCGUCCAGUGCUCUCACGGGCGCUGCUCCACGGCGUUUCACCCUACCUGCGCUCAGGCAGCCGGUAUCCUCAUGCACCCAGACGACUGGCCGUUCGUAGUCUUCAUCACCUGCCACAGACACAGAACCCCCGUCAUACCUGAGCGCAACAAGGCAUCCAUGCGGGAGUUGGCAGUGGGGCAGAAGGUGAUCUGUAAAUACAAAAACGGCCGUUACUACCACAGUGAGGUGGUGGAACUGACCACAGCCACCUUCUACGAGGUGGUGUUCGACGACGGGUCCUACAGCGACAACCUCUUCCCUGAGGACAUCGAGAACCGUGACUGUGUCCGUCUCGGUCCACCCGCCGAAGGUGAUGCUGUUCAAGUGCGGUGGACAGAUGGGUUGAUAUAUGGAGCCAAAUUUGUAGCAUCACACUCCAUCCCCAUGUACCUGGUGGAGUUUGAGGAUGGAUCACAAAUCAGUGUGAAGCGAGAAGACAUCUACACUCUAGAUGAGGAUCUGCCCAAACGAGUCAAGUCACGAAUGUCGGUGGCGUCAGACAUGCGUUUUGAGCUCUUCACACAGAACGACGUCAAACAGAACUCCAAGAGGCAACGGGUCAUCAACUCUCGAUACAGAGAGGACUACAUCGAGCCCGUCAUAUACCGAGCAAUCAUGGAGUAACGUCCACUUCUUUCGCCUCCUUCUUUCCACCACUUCUCCUCCUCAUCGACUCACCACAGAAAGGCUCCUGGUCUUCUCUGUUUCUGGCUACUGCUGAUAGGAACGAUCACACCAUCCUCCUCUUCUUCCUCCUCCUCCUCCUCCUCCUCCUCCUCUUCUUCCACGGGCUACAUAUUUAUAAACUACGGCUGGGACUUUAAAUGACCUGUGUGCAUUGAUUAAAUAUUCCUAGACCCCCGUUUGCCAUCAUACUCUGUAGAUGAUGUUUUCUUCUUCCGUUUCAUUUUGUUUUUUUUUUUUUUGUUUUUUUUUUCAUUUUCCUUUUUCUCAGGAAGAAGCCAUCAAUUGAUUAUUAAAUAUGGAAAAGGUUGGAUUAUCUAACUGGGACAAGAUGUUUUCUUUUUCUCUACCACCACAUUUAGCAGCUAGUAAACGCAGCUUUAAACAUUGGACGAUGGACAUUUUCUAGCAGUAAUAUUUCUUCUAUAAAUUAAAUUUUGCUCUUGACUUACAGACUUGCAUUAUUUUCAUAAUAAUUUAUCAUAUUAUUUUUUACAGUGCUUGGUGUUUGGGUUUUAAAGGAAGUGUGAUCUUGGGUCGGUUGUUUUUCACCCAUGAAGUCAAACAAAGGAAGAACCAGUCACUUUGAGCCAGACAGCUGUCGACUACCAUGAAAUAUUUGACUCUUCAGUUAGAUUAAGAAAGAACUGUGUUAAGUUAUAACCCCAAAGAAACAAAAGUCAUGUGUCAUUGUCACUUUUUUGACGCGUCUUCAAAUUGUACCGGUCACUUCAUGCAUUACAUUAUUACAGGGCUCACAAGUGUUUCCUGUCAUAAAAGUGACGACGUGCGUCUACUGUGAAGAUAGAAGAAAACUAGACGUGUUUUAGUGGCCCAAGCCUUACAUGUGAAAGGGCCAAGUGUACUUUGGUUUUUCUAAAGCUUAAGGUUUAAUAUAACUAUUGUAAUUAAUGUUAUUAUUACACUUUAUUUAUGCGAGUGCAUUACAUUUGAGAACAAAGCUAUUUUUGUCAUGUCCUUUUCACAAUCUGUAGAAAAACUCAGAUGUAUUUAUAUUUAUUAUAUUGAUAGGCUUUCAGACAUCCCGUUCCUAUUUUUUGGCUCACUUUUCCUUUAUUGAAUUUGAAGGUGUGAAUGAUGUGGCUCAAGUCCCUCUUUAAGCAAAAGCACUUCUUGUAACCUCCUUCCACAGGACAGUUUUCUUUUUCUUAGCAUUUUCUAGGCACAUGAACUCCACUUAGUUUAGAUUGUGUGAGUGUGUGUGUGUGUGUGUGUGUGUGUGUGUUUCUCAUAAAAGCUAGGUCUAGAGAUGAACAUUGUAAUCAGGUUAUAGGUUGAUCCCAAAUAAACAAACCCCCAAGAGGAUACAUUUUCAGACUUGAGCAAGUUUUCUUUCAAGUUGAGUCCUUUGUACCUUCUUUGGAGUUGUUUUUUUUUGUGUAGAGGAUUAUGAAAAGAUGCAGGUUUCUCAGGUGGACAUGGUGUGUGCAGACAUGUUUUAGCAAUGCCCAUUUCAUCUGUGCACUCUUUGUAAACAUCAACUGUUUGAGUAAAGUUUGAGCUAAGAAAAGAACCUUGUACAAUUUACUUUCUCUACAACUACCAGCACUUAAAAAUGAGCAGAUUAAGGAAAUCAGCUUCAGGCAGUAUUUCUGUAAGAACCAUUACGUCAUCUGCAUUUUUCUUUAACCUUUCUCAUAGUCUUGAGUGACUGAAUGUUGGAUGUCUCAGCCAGAGGGGCUGCAGCUGUGUGAAAGCAGGUUGAGUCUUGUGGAGACCACUGCUGGAAUAUGAUUAGACAAAUGGCUCCUGGUUCUCCAUGGAACCCUGGGUUGUAAGAUUGUGUCAGAUUUAUCACUUCAGACUAACGGAGUGAGUAACAAAAAUAUGUAAGAUCAUUUGUGAUAGUAAUUUGAAAACUAUCCGACACGUACUGGCAUGUAACCCUCAACUUUUUGCAUUCUAAUAUCUUUGUGGUUGUCCACUUGUGACGUUGUUGGCUGUUGUUCAACUAAACCAGUUAAAAAAAAACUGCAUUCCAUGAAAGCCAACCAAAUAUCACACUAGACAACAGACUGUUAGUCAGACUCAACUUCAAGGCCUUAUCAGUCUCCAAAAUGAAAACCGAUCUUUAGCUUCAGUCUUGACUUUUCAUCUGAUCACAGCGCUGAAGCACAGAGGUCACAGGAUGGAGGUUAAGAUAAGUUCAUCAUUUUGGUUCCUUAGAUGCAGGGAUCUAUAAUCGCACUUAUUACAUUCUGCUUGUUCUCUUUAUAAAACUCCCCUUUAAAAACUUAAAGGAGGCAUUUGCCACAUCUGCAUGG
This is a messenger RNA of Toxotes jaculatrix (banded archerfish), 6140 nucleotides long. Its product is annotated as lysine-specific demethylase 4A-like. The transcript is spliced from 23 exons. The record is from RefSeq and is a predicted model, not a curated record. Gene Ontology annotation, biological process: chromatin remodeling. Bases 160 to 3795 code for a protein of 1211 amino acids. Gene Ontology annotation, cellular component: nucleus. Gene Ontology annotation, molecular function: histone H3K36 demethylase activity; histone H3K9 demethylase activity. NCBI's taxonomy places the organism in Eukaryota, Metazoa, Chordata, Actinopteri, Toxotidae.